CGGGCCCUCUCCCACACUGAGCCUAGCCCGGUGGGUAAGUGGAUUGCAUUCCCGAGCUUAGGGUAGAGAGCAGGUGGCACAACAUGGAGCGGGCGCCAGCGUUCCUGAGCGCGGCCGAGGUGCAGGAGCACCUCCGCAGCUCCAGCCUCCUCAUCCCGCCUCUGGAAGCGGCACUGGCCAACUUCUCCAGCGGCCCCGACGGAGGGGUGAUGCAGCCGGUGCGCACCGUGGUGCCAGUGGCCAAACACAGGGGCUUCCUGGGGGUCAUGCCAGCCUACAGCGCAGCAGAGGAUGCUCUGACCACUAAGCUGGUCACCUUCUACGAGGGACACAGCACCACUUCCACAGUCCCCUCCCAUCAGGCUACGGUGCUACUCUUUGAACCAAGCAAUGGAUCCCUGCUUGCGGUCAUGGAUGGAAAUGUCAUAACUGCGAAGAGAACAGCUGCUGUGUCUGCCAUUGCCACCAAGUUCUUGAAGCCCCCUAGCAGUGAAGUGCUGUGCAUCCUCGGGGCUGGAGUCCAGGCCUACAGCCAUUAUGAGAUCUUCAUGGAGCAGUUCUCCUUUAAGGAGGUGAGGAUAUGGAACCGCACUAAAGAAAAUGCAGAGAAGUUUGUAGACACAGUGCAAGGGGAGGUACGGCUCUGCUCCUCGGUCCAGGAGGCUGUGACAGGUGCUGAUGUGAUCAUCACUGUCACCAUGGCAACAGAGCCCAUUUUGUUUGGCAAAUGGGUGAAGCCAGGAGCCCACAUCAAUGCCAUCGGCGCCAGCAGGCCUGACUGGAGAGAACUGGACGAUGAGCUCAUGAAGCAGGCAGUGCUGUAUGUGGAUUCCCAGGAGGCUGCCCUGAAGGAGUCCGGCGAUGUCCUCUUGUCUGGGGCUGAGAUCUUCGCUGAGCUAGGAGAAGUGGUGAAGGGAGUAAAACCAGCCCACUGUGAGAAGACCACGGUGUUCAAGUCAUUGGGAAUGGCAGUGGAAGACAUGGUUGCAGCCAAACUAGUGUAUGACUCCUGGUCAUCUGCUAAGUAAAGCAAAGAACUCUGU
Messenger RNA from Ochotona curzoniae (black-lipped pika), 1043 nucleotides. RefSeq names its product ketimine reductase mu-crystallin. NCBI's taxonomy places the organism in Eukaryota, Metazoa, Chordata, Mammalia, Lagomorpha, Ochotonidae. The record is from RefSeq and is a predicted model, not a curated record. Gene Ontology annotation, cellular component: cytoplasm. The coding region runs from base 84 to 1028 and encodes 314 amino acids. Gene Ontology annotation, biological process: thyroid hormone metabolic process. Gene Ontology annotation, molecular function: thyroid hormone binding. The transcript is spliced from 8 exons.